AUGGCAGAAGCUUCAAAGGCAUUCCAGCUUCUUCUCUUCACUAUUCUAAUCUCUCUCCUGUUCACCUCCACUUUAUCUCGUGAUUUACCAGAUUCCACUACAGCAACAGUCCUUGAUGUCGCAUCUUCUCUUCAACGAGCCCAAAACAUCCUAUCCUUUGAUCCACAAACACAAAAACCCUUCACUCAAACAACAAUCACCGCAACAACCCCAUCUUUCUCCAACUCUUCACUCUCUUUCUCCCUCGAACUCCACUCCCGCGAAACCAUCCACAAAACCCACCACAAAGACUACAAAUCCUUAGUCCUCUCUCGACUCAACCGUGACACAGCCCGAGUCAACUCACUCACAGCCAGGCUCCAACUCGCCCUCGAUGGCAUCUCCAAAUCCGACCUCAAACCUGUAGAAACCGAGAUCCAACCCGAGGACUUAUCCACUCCAGUCACCUCAGGUACAAGCCAAGGAAGCGGUGAGUACUUCGCUCGAGUCGGUGUCGGUAACCCAGCCAAACAGUUUUCUAUGGUUUUGGACACAGGCAGUGACAUUAACUGGCUACAAUGUCAACCUUGUACGGACUGUUAUCAGCAAACAGAUCCAAUCUUCAAUCCUACGGCGUCGUCUACUUAUGCUCCUCUCACGUGUGAAUCUCAACAGUGUAGCUCUUUAGAAAUGUCGAGCUGUAGAAGUGGGCAAUGUCUUUACCAGGUGAAUUACGGAGACGGAUCGUUUACUUUCGGUGAUUUUGCGGCUGAAUCGGUGUCGUUUGGGAAUUCUGGGAGUGUUAGAAAUGUUGCCUUAGGCUGUGGUCAUGAUAAUGAAGGAUUGUUUGCUGGUGCUGCUGGUUUAUUAGGGCUUGGUGGCGGCCCACUUUCGUUAACAAAUCAGAUUAAAGCUUCGUCGUUUUCUUAUUGCUUAGUGAAUCGUGACUCCGCCGGGACGUCGACUUUGGACUUUAACUCGGUCCAACUCGGUGGUGAUUCGGUCACUGCUCCUUUGAUGAGGAACCGGAAGAUAGACACUUUUUACUACGUGGGUCUCAGUGGAAUGAGUGUCGGUGGGAAGAUGCUUUCGAUUCCUGAGUCAACUUUUCAAAUGGACGAAUCAGGGAAUGGUGGGAUAAUUGUUGAUUGCGGGACAGCCAUAACUCGAUUGCAGACCGAGGCUUAUAAUCCUCUGCGUGACGCGUUCGUGGAGAUGACUCAGAAUUUGGAACCCACUAGUGGCGUUGCAUUGUUUGACACGUGUUAUGAUAUGUCUGGACAGGCAAGUGUAAGGGUACCAACGGUAUCGUUUCACUUCACAGAUGGGAAGUCAUGGGAUUUGCCUGCCCCCAAUUAUUUGAUCCCUGUUGAUUCGGGGGGACUUACUGCCUUGCUUUUGCUCCAACGACGUCGUCUUUGUCUAUAA
Messenger RNA from Dovyalis caffra, 1407 nucleotides. NCBI's taxonomy places the organism in Eukaryota, Viridiplantae, Streptophyta, Magnoliopsida, Malpighiales, Salicaceae. The record is from the annotation of a GenBank genome assembly.